Lemur catta (Ring-tailed lemur) is the source of this 1313-nucleotide messenger RNA. Its product is annotated as syncytin-1-like. NCBI's taxonomy places the organism in Eukaryota, Metazoa, Chordata, Mammalia, Primates, Lemuridae. The record is from RefSeq and is a predicted model, not a curated record. The transcript has a single exon. The coding region runs from base 139 to 1218 and encodes 359 amino acids.
GGCGGCCCGCAGGACUUGAUUAGGGAGAUCAUAGUACAAAAGAAAACUGAGGAAUUACAUAAAAGUUCUUACCCUGAACUCCAUUAUCACCCUCUGGCUUUGCCUAAGGCCAGGGGCAACGUGGGGCUUGACCCUCAGAUGUUUGAGAUGCUUGUAACCACUUAUGCCCUGCUUAAUGCUUCAAAUUCCUCCUAUGCUCAGGGCUGUUGGCUUUGUGUGCGACAGACGUACCCCAUCCCCCUUGCUGUACCUUACAACAACUAUUCUUCAUUUCCCUCAGAUUACCAUUCGGAAAACAGGUCUUGCUUACCGAUUUCCCCCCUGCAGUUUCAGCCUGUACAGUUCUCUGGCUUCCCCUGUGUCUAUUCCCCCUCCAUCAAUAACACUGAUGAGGUAGACGUUGGUAUGGCCAGCUUUGCCAACUGCAGUGAAGUGCUUAAUGCUACGGGUCCUUUAUGUGCUCCAAAUGGUACAGUUUUUGUCUGCGGUAGCAAUAGGGCCUACACUCUAUUGCCUGGGAACUGGACAGGCAGGUGUGCAGUCGCUUACCUUUUUCCAGACAUAGACAUCAUCCCUGGAGACGAACCUGUCCCCGUACCUACCAUGGACCACGUCGUAGGAAGGCCCAAAAGAGCGGUGCAGGUAAUUCCACUGCUUGUAGGCUUAGGAAUAACCACUGCCAUAGCAUCUGGAACUACGGGCCUGGGCAUAUCCAUCACCCAAUACACCAAACUAUCCAGACAGCUAAUCUCAGAUGUUCAGAUCCUAUCAGACACUAUCCAGGACCUACAAGACCAGGUGGACUCCUUGGCUGAGGUAGUGCUACAAAAUAGAAGGGGCUUAGACCUACUUACAGCAGAGCAGGGAGGCAUCUGUUUGACUUUACAGGAGAAAUGUUGCUUCUAUGCAAACAAAUCAGGAAUCGUCAGAGACAAGAUUAAACAACUACAAGACGACCUAGAACGGCGAAGAAAGGAGAUGGCGGCCAACGCGUUCUGGACCGGAUUAAAUGGACUUUUACCCUACCUCUUACAAUUUUUGGGUCCCCUCAUUACCCUGCUGCUCCUCUUUACAGUGGCACCUUUGUUGUUCAAUAAGCUCAUGGCAUUCAUCAAACAACAGAUUGAGGCCAUUCAGGCUAAGCCUAUACAGGUCCAUUAUCAUCGCCUUGAGAUGAACGAACGGGGUAGUUCGUGCUUGUCUUUAAAUAAGAUAUGACACAUUGUCAGCCACCUCCCUGCGAGCUGGACUGGACAGCCAAAGACGGGUAAGAUUGGGUCUAGACCACACCAACCUAAGACAGGUCUUAGUCG